AUGAUGUCAACUCAGGGCACUGUCCAGUCGACGGCGCUGGCCGUCCAAGGGCGCGUACGUCGCCAACACCAGGACGGGCUCCAGAACAACGACGCCACCACCUGCAAACUGCUCGCCCAGAAGAACCGACUGCACAAAGCCUACGUCACUCGUCCCAUCGACGACAACAAAGCUGCUUUCUAUCGUGGUUGCCGCCUUGUGCGACAGCGUCUGCGGGAAAUGCAGGACGCCUGGACGGCUUGCAAGGCCGAUGAGAUCCAAGGGUAAGCGGACCGCGACGGAUAGAAUAACAUUUUCGCCGCAAUUAAAGCUGUCUACGGUUAGCCUAUCAAAGAAACGGCUCCUCUUCUCAGCGCAGACGGCACUACCCUACCCACAGAGAAGGCACAAGUCCUACAACGACGGGUCGAUCAUUUCAGAAGCGUACUCAAAUGUCCCUCCGCCGCCAUCAGUUGUCUACAUCAAAUGGAGAACAAUGCCCAUUUCGACCUCCCGCACUCAGUUCAGUUCAGUUCAGUUUAUUGAGGGAAAUAGGCGUUAGCCUUUGAGUACCCUAUUUGCAACGUAAUAAAUGUGUGGUAUGCAAAAAAUGUUCUAGGCUGAAAUAGUUCACACACGCUCAUAAUGGUAGUACAAAAAGAGAACGNCGUUCUCUUUUUGUACUACCAUUAUGAGCGUGUGUGAACUAUUUCAGCCUAGAACAUUUUUUGCAUACCACACAUUUAUUACGUUGCAAAUAGGGUACUCAAAGGCUAACGCCUAUUUCCCUCAAUAAACUGAACUGAACUGUCCGCGUGCCUCUCGUCGAGAGCUCCGGUCCAGCUCUGGAGAUUUUGCAGCAACGUUUUCGCGCAGGAUCUUCCUUUCCUGAACCGAUGUUGGUAUUCCGAUAUCAGGCCAUGAACUUCCAGGAAUUUGCUCAGUUCUCUGUUUAUGAUCCUUUCCAUAACUUAGCAGAGCAUGAAUGUCAAGCUUAUGAGCCUUUAAUUUGUCGUCACUGCCCUGCUACCUCCUUUGUGUAGCGGAGUAAUAUGCGCCAGCUUCCAAUCGAUAGGAAGUGUUCCAGUGUAAAUGACGUUUGAAAGAGCGUCGACAGAGUCACAGACAGCUCACUGGCAAGUUCCUUGAGAAGCUUGGGUGGAAUCUCGUCUGGUCCUGGCGACUUCGAUUCGUUCAAUGCCUCUAAUUGUCUUCGGACAAUGCCUUCUGAGAAGAGUAUAUCGCUGACGCUUGGAGUCGGCAGUUCAUCUGUGGAGGGAGGAAGGAACCUUGUCUCUUUUUGUAGACUGAUUGGAAGAUCUGUUAAAAAUACGCAGCUUCAUCCCUACUAUCAGCAAUCUCAACGCCAUCAGUAGUCCUUAUUAAUGGGAUUUGAUGCCUGUUUCUUGUACUUUGUCGGAGGUAACUGUACAGUAAUUUUGGGUUCUGCGUUGCCUUUUGUAGCUAGUUCUUCUCGAAUUCCCGUCGAUUCCUCAGGAUCAGGUUCCUCAUUUUGUUUGUCUGUGUCUUGUAGGUGUUAAAAUAUUCAACUUGCCCAGUGACACAGUGUUUUCUCCACAAUUUCUGCUUCCUGUUGAUUUUGUCCUUGAGGUUACUAUUUAGCCACCCAGGGCGUUUAUUCCGUAUUACACUAUUCAGUGGGCAGUGGUUGUUGAUAAGCAGCAGAAGGACAUUCUUGAACAGCUCCCAGUCAUCGUUGACAUUUCCCGUGAACAAUGAGCUCCAGUCGAAACCGGAUAAGUCUACCCUCAUCUGAUUGAAGUCGCGUCGCCAAACAUUCCGUCUUUUUUGGUCUGGAGAAUGCGAAAUGGAGAAUAACGAAUAAUCCCACAUAAGCACUACGUGAUCACUUCGGCCAAGAGGCGGCAUGGAGGUGAUCUCGUCUAUGCUGUCUGGUGUUUUCGAAAAAACCAGAUAAAGGCAGUUUGCCCUUUGUCCUUUACGUGUUCUCGAUGGGGACAUUACAUGUUGUGUGAGGGACGCCUUUAAUGUCUUGUUCAGCAGACGGUAAUCGAGUGACGAUUUUGGACCUGACACUUGGAGGGUAUUCCAGUUUGUUCCUGGAGCGUUGAAGUCAGCAAUGAUCAGGAUGUUAGGUAGACUGGAAAAUUUCUCCAACUGCUCCAAUAGUUGAGUGUCCGCGAUUUAAUCUGUCCUAGGUGGUCGGUAGACAGUGAGGACAUCGAGACACGGGGAACCGGUAGCCUUGAUGGUCAAACAAAUAGCUUCCAUGUCGCACGCAAACUUGGUGGUGUUUUCCGACACUGUCAGGCCUUCAUUUCCAUACACAACUAUACCACUGUCCUGACGAUGUUCCCUGUCCCUCCGAUAAAAUUGGUAUCCAGGCAAGGCUACUUCACUAUCGCUAAUAUUUCCGGACAGCCAGGUCCCAGUUUCUGCUAAAACGUCUGGAGACAGCUCGGCAAGGCAAAGUUUUAGCUCGUCUAGUUUCGAUAUGAGGCUUUGGACAUUCGUGUACAAGCACCUCAGUUUUGCACCAGCCGAAUUUCUCGUUACAUCUGUUACUGUUUCGAGCAUUACUCCGUUAUCUCGAACGCCAUGUUCUUUGGGCUGAUGGGUUCCAUUUAUAUGCGUUGCUUCAGUCAGAUCACUGGACGUUAUUCGCUUAUUUGUGUUGCCGCCUUGAGCAGGUGGUUCAACUAAGGUAUAUGUGCUAGCUGAGUUGCUGCCGUCGUUCUUAGUAUUACAGGCUGGUUCCACUUAAACGGCAUAUAUUUCCGAACUACCUUCCCCUUGAAGAUAGCCAGAUUGUGUUCGCCACCCUUCAGUCUUGAUUUUAAUUUCAAAACCAGUUCCCGGCGUUUCAGCCGUUCCGCUGGUGAAUGGUCCGGUUGAAAAAAACCUGUUUGUGUGUGUUUUUGAGGUCGGUUUUUUUAGAGAGCAUCAAUUUGAUAUGCUCUUUGUUCUCUAGCAUAAUUUUGAGCGGGCGCGGUGGUUGUGCUUCUGUCCUGUCUUCACUCCUUUUUCCUAUCCGGAAUGCUUUCAGAACUUUUAUUUCCAUGUCUGCCUGGAGUACCUGAUUUAGUAGACCAUGAAAAGAAGCAAGGUCCUCUGAGACACGGUCUUGAGGUCUGACUGCAUUCGAUUCCGACAAACCCUGAAUAACCAGACACUGCUGGCGAGCAUGGUCCUCCUUACUUUGUCUUUCCGGUGAAUUCGCUGCAUGUGGGCGAGGACGAUUUACGGAGUCGUCGCUUGGACGCACACUUUUGCUGUCUACCGACUGUCCGGAGCAGCCCAUAAAGUCUGGCUGUAACUUCAGACUCCUGUCAUGGCGUUUCCCUCUCCCCUCUACCCACGGGUUCAUGUCUUCGCAUUCAGAUACGUGCUCUGUAGUGCGCUCGGGGUGGUUGUCAGAACAAGAGGGCAACAAUAGACUGGAUGACCCAGGUAUAUCGUCUCCAGGCAGAAGAGAAUUCCCGUCACUUACAGCAAGAGGCUUAGACGAGAUAGCUUCUGCAACAGGUAAUUUUUGUGUGACAUCGCUUAAGACAUCAUGCGUGGGAAUCGAGUCUGACCUUAUCGGCGGCUUUGUUCUCGUUGUCCUGCUGUUCCUGGCGUCCGCGGUUUUGGCUACUGAGUUGCUACUCAUGAUUGAAGAUGUCCCCGAGGAGAUAUUUUUUGGCGUUUUUUUGCGUUUUACUAUUCGUUUUCGGGACUCUAACACUUCACACGUUCUGGUCGUCUAGGAUCUGUUUCACGAGCGUCCUUAAAUCAGCAAGCUCCUUUUCGAGUUGGUAUACUUUGAUUUGGAUACCUGCGAAACCAUCAGGACCGUGUAGCAGCUCUUCAGCUGGAAAUCUCCCGCAUCAGACGCGAUCCAUGCUGAGAUCUAAAAGCACGGUGGCCCCCAAAUCAAGGAUCACCUGAUACGGUCCUCCAGGAGAUGUGGCGUCAAGGACAAGUCCCUCAGGAUUUCAAAGACGGCACAAAAGGAUCCGCCAAACCUGCGGCAACCACUGAAACAUUGCCCCGCUGAACAUCGCCGGAAGGAUCGUCGUUCGCGUCCUCCUUAACCGCCUGAACCACCAUAUGGAACAGAGUCUGCAGCCGAAAAGCCAGUACGGCUUCCGCCGUCAUCGUGGGACCACCUAUAUGAUCUUCGCCGCCCGCCAACUGCAGGAAAAGUGUCAGGAGAUGCGGACCCAUCUGUACCCUAACUUCGUGGAUCUGACGAAAUCCUUCGACACAGUGAAUCGCGGAGGACUGUGGAAAGUCAAAUAG
Molecule: messenger RNA, 4245 nt
Organism: Spirometra erinaceieuropaei
Lineage: Eukaryota; Metazoa; Platyhelminthes; Cestoda; Diphyllobothriidea; Diphyllobothriidae
Source: the annotation of a GenBank genome assembly